AUGUCUCCUCCAUUGCCAGAGAUUCCGCAAAACAUUGGACAACGACGACACUUCAAAAGCUUGCCACCACCUAUAGUAACUUCGAGGGCUACUACCACAUUUUCAAGUUGCUCCUCAUUCUCACUACCUUCGUUGAUUUCCACAAACGAUCGCAGUACGUUGACGAACUCGCAACAAUCCUGCAAGCCAAUAUUGCCAGUUCGAACAAUCAAACUACCCAUUCCCCAGGCUGGCAUUCAUCAUCAUGACACACGUCUCUACUAUCCAUCACCAGUUUUUGAAAGUCAAGAGAGCCGAGUCAUCACACCUACAAUUGCGAAUCUCGUCAAUUCAUUCGACGUUUCUCCUUUUGAAUUUGUCAAGGACUCUUUGGAUUCAAUUAAUACGCAUGCACCGCUCAUUAAACAUGAUUCAAUCUUGGGAAAGAGGUCUAUGGACGAUCUCGAUAUUCACGACGAAGAAGACGAUAUGGACGAGAGGACAGAUUGGAAAAAUAUACAACGCCCGCUAGUAACGCAAAAACCACGAGCCUCAUUGGUAGAAGAUCAAUCAAGUUAUCGGAUGAUUCUACGCCAGCAGCCACUCUGUGGUCUUGCGUGUGGUUUCUCAGAUACUGAGGAUCGACGAGUACUAGACCCUCCACCAGUACUAGAGCUCAAAUGCAGUUACAAAUUCGACAUUACGCAUUUGGUUUGCUAUGCAGCUUUAGUGUCUGCUGACGGGUCAAGUGAAUGUCGUGGUGUAAAUGUUCCCAAAGGAAUCGAAGGCAUCAGUGAAUCCAAACGUCGUCGUAACAAAUCAGAGCUGCCAAUCAUCGAACCUGCCCGGCAACGCACACCUAGAGAAGGUACCAAAACGAAGCAGAACUUGGUGGGAAGUUUAGUCGCGAGUCCCAUGGUGCUACGUGAUACGGAUGGUGUUUACAAGAUCUUUUUCGUCUUAAAUGACAUUUCGAUCCGAGCAAAUGGACAGUACUGUCUACUCUUUCGGUUGAUCAGCCUAAAUCCCCAAGGAGGCCGAGUGCUGUCAACACUUGUGACGCAACCGUUUGAGAUGCUGUCGCCAAAGAGUUUUCCUGGUCUGAGUGGUAUGUAA
Messenger RNA from Synchytrium microbalum, 1095 nucleotides. RefSeq lists its product as uncharacterized. The record is from RefSeq and is a predicted model, not a curated record. The coding region runs from base 1 to 1095 and encodes 364 amino acids. Lineage: Eukaryota; Fungi; Chytridiomycota; Chytridiomycetes; Synchytriales; Synchytriaceae. The transcript has 4 exons.